Sardina pilchardus (European sardine) is the source of this 5550-nucleotide messenger RNA. It is a transcript of the gene depdc5, whose product is annotated as DEP domain containing 5, GATOR1 subcomplex subunit. Gene Ontology annotation, biological process: cellular response to amino acid starvation; positive regulation of autophagy; negative regulation of TORC1 signaling. NCBI's taxonomy places the organism in Eukaryota, Metazoa, Chordata, Actinopteri, Clupeiformes, Clupeidae. Gene Ontology annotation, cellular component: lysosomal membrane; GATOR1 complex. The coding region runs from base 161 to 4993 and encodes 1610 amino acids. Gene Ontology annotation, molecular function: GTPase activator activity. The record is from RefSeq and is a predicted model, not a curated record. The transcript is spliced from 43 exons.
CCGGAAGUGAGUGAGCAGCAGAGCUACUGAACGGUGUAAAAUGCCUCAAAGAUGAAGUGAAUUUUCGCCACCCUUUUGUAACUUGUGCAAUGAUUUAGCUCUCAUAAUCCCGUCAUUAUAAAGAGUCUGGCUGGCAGCUGAUGACGCCUAGGUCAGCAGGAUGACCAUCAAAACAAACAAAUCGUACAAGCUGGUGGUUCACAAAAAAGGCUUUGGUGGAAGUGAUGAUGAGCUGAUGAUGAACCCCAAGGUGUUCCCCCAGGUGGCCCUGGGGGACAUCGUGGAGAUCGCUCAUCCCAACGACGAGUACAGUCCUCUGCUGCUGCAAGUAAAGAGCCUGAAAGAAGACCUGCAGAAAGAGACAAUCAGUGUGGACCAAACAGUGGCCCAGGCCUUCAAGCUCCGUGCCUACCAGGAUGUCAUCAUCAACAUUGUGGAUCCUAAGGAUGUGACCCUUGACCUUGUGGAGCUCACCUUCAAAGACCAGUACAUUGGGCGAGGAGACAUGUGGAGACUGAAGAAGAGUUUGGUCAGCACCUGUGCAUACGUGACCCAGAAAGUUGAGUUUGCUGGAAUCAGGGCCCAGGCCAGUGAACUAUGGGUCAAAGGUGAAAAGGUCACGUGUGGGUACAUCAGUGAGGACACCAGGGUGGUGUUCAGGUCCACUUCAGCGAUGGUGUACAUCUUCAUCCAGAUGAGUUGUGAAAUGUGGGACUUUGAUAUCUAUGGAGACCUUUACUUUGAAAAGGCUGUUAAUGGUUUCCUGUCAGAUCUCUUUACCAAAUGGAAGGAGAAGAACUGCAGCCAUGAGGUGACGGUGGUGCUGUUCUCCAGGACCUUCUACUCAGCUAAAUCUAUGGACGAGUUUCCUGAGAUCCUGAGGGGUUCUAUCAGACAGGACCAUGAGGGACGCUUUUAUGAGGACUUCUACAGAGUGGUGGCCCAAAAUGAAAGGCGAGAUGAGUGGACAUCUCUCCUCAUCACCAUCAAGAAACUCUUCAUCCAGUACCCUGUCCUGGUGCGCCUCAGAGGAGCAGAUGGCUUCCCCUCUGGUCAGAACUCCACAGCAGCUCAGGGGAACUAUCUGGAAGCUAUUAACCUCUCCUUCAACGUGUUCGACAAGCACUACAUCAACCGCAACUUCGACCGCACAGGGCAGAUGUCCGUCGUGAUCACACCGGGCGUGGGGGUGUUCGAGGUGAACCGCCUGCUCAUGAUCCUCACCAAACAGCGCAUGAUAGACAACGGUAUCGGAGUGGACUUGGUGUGCAUGGGAGAGCAGCCACUCCAUGCUGUUCCUCUGUUCAAGCUGCAUAACCGGACAGUACCAGGAGACUCCAGGCUGGGGGAUGACUACAACCUGCCCCACUGGAUCAACCACAGCUUCUACACGUCCAAAAGCCAAGGCAGCUGCAGUUCUUUUACCCCCAGGAUAAAGCUGGCAGGACGCAAGGCCCAUGCAGAGAAAGCCAAGAGCAGUAAAGAGAACUCCCUGGGAGCCCCUAAAGACUCGGAGAACAGCUUGCCCAUCCAGGUGGACUACGACGCCUAUGACGCCCAGGUGUUCCGGUUGCCAGGGCCCUCUCGAGCUUCACGCAGCACCAACUUCAGGUCGAGUCGUGAGAGGGAGACCAGUGGUCGGAAGAGCUGGGGGUCGGCCGACGCCAGUGGUGGGGGCCCAGGGACAGGAGGGGUGUCCCCGCCAACGAGGGGCCCCGGAAUGGGGGGCCCAGACGAGCAGCGGAGCCUGGCGUCCGAGGACAGCCUGGGGCGCGUGUCCAACAUCCUCCUGAUCCCCCGCGGACCCCCAGCCCAGUACGAGGUCAGCAGCUCACUGGGGUACACCAGCACCAGAGAGAUCCUGGAGAAGAUGAUGGAGUCCCAGCGGGACUGGAGCGCCCCGGGUCGUUUUACGGUGGGCAGCGCCGAGUCCACUCUGCACGUGCGGCCGGGCGGCUACACCCCCCAGCGGGCGCUUAUUAACCCCUUUGCCCCCUCACGCAUGCCCAUGAAGCUCACCUCCAACCGCCGCCGCUGGAUGCACACCUUCCCUGUGGGCCCGUCGGGAGAACCCAUCCAGAUCCACCACCAGACGCGGCAGAACAUGGUGGAGCUGCAGGGCAGCGAGCAGAGAGACCCCGCCCACACCUCCGCGGAGCUGCUGGAGCUGGCCUAUCACGAGGCCACUGGCAGGAGAGCAGCUUCUCGUCAUGGUGGAGAGAAUGGCCUUUACAUCAACGCAGGAAUAGAGGAUUUCUCUGGCAGCCCCUCCAGCAGCAACAGCACUGGAACCCCUGUUAAUCGUGGAUCCUCAUUCGAUGACUUCUCCUCUGGUGGUCCUGACCCAACCCUGCUGCUGUCUGCCCCCCCGACAGUGCCCAGUUUCUGCUGCACAGUGGGGGUGGACUGGAAGUCCCUGACCACACCCGCCUGCCUCCCCCUCACCACCGACUACUUCCCCGACAAACAGUCGCUCCAGAACGACUACACCGAGGGCUGCUACGACCUGCUACCCCACACAGACCUGGACAGGCGCGAUGAGGACGCACCAGCGAUGUCGGCACCUCAAGUGUUUGAGGAGUUCAUCUGUCAGAGGCUCAUGCAGGGCUACCAAAUCAUCGUCCAAAAUUCCAGGAAACAGGCACCGCCUUCUUCUGCCCCGCCUCUCAGCAGCAGCCCACUCUACUCUAGAGGUCUGGUGUCUCGGCGCAGGCCAGAGGAGGAGGAGAGUGUGUACUGGCUCAGCAUGGGCCGCACAUUCCACAAAGUCUGCCUGAAGGACAAGAUCAUCACCGUCACACGCUACUUGCCCAAGUACCCGUACGAGUCGGCACAGAUCCAGUACAGCUACAGCCUGUGCCCGCCUCACGCCGAGGCCCACUUCCUGUCCUGUUGGGUGGAGUUCAGCCACGAGAGGCUGGAGGAGUACAAGUGGAACUACCUGGACCAGUACAUCUGCUCGGCCGGCUCCGAGGACUUCAGUCUGAUUGAUUCGUUGAAGUUCUGGCGCACACGUUUCCUACUGCUCCCGGCUGGCGGAGGGGCGCGACGCGUUGCGGACAGCGAUGGCCGAUGGGACGUGUACGGCGAGGGCUUCGGGGUGCCGGGCUCUGAUUGGGCGCCGCUGGAUGGCUUCAUCCGCUUUGUGGAGGGGCUGAACCGCAUUCGCCGCCGACACCGCUCCGACCGCAUCAUCAGGAAAGGUGGAGCCAUGAAGGGCUUGCAGGUGACUGGCCCUCUCUCCCCCUACCCCCCUGAGCCCAUGGCGCCCCCUCUGGGCAAGAAGGGAACCUCGGCGCUCUCCGCACUGCUGGAGCUGGAUCAGACUCAAAAGACUCUUGAGGAGCAGCAGCAGGCCGCCCAACAUGGCGUCAAGGCAGCCGGGCCCCUCAGUGAAGCCUCCACCGGGACCAUGGCAACCACCUAUGUCGACAGCCCCCGAAAGGACACCGGCUUCCUUCUGGAUUUUAUCCGGAGCCCUCGCUCCUCAUACAUCUAUCACUCUCAGAUUUCAGCUGAACAACCAGCGGCCAGUGUGGCUGAGUCUGGGCUGACUGACAAAGCAGCCGGCCAAUCAGCUGCUGCCGGUGCUGGUACUCAGUCCAGUGGAGACGCAGCCUCUGGAGUUUCCACGGAAACCAGUGGCCAUGUUGGGGCAGGACCGCUCACCCUGUCCUCCGCUUCAACACUCCUGGAGAUCCUCGAGGCCAUCAAGCACCCCACCACUGGAGUGCAGCUCUUGCCAGAGCAGAAGGGCCUGCCCCCCAACAGCUUCAUCAGUGCUGAGGUGGUGCACUGGCUCGUCAGCACCGUGGAGGGAGUGGACACCCAGGGAAUGGCUGUGGACAUCGUGCAGAAAAUGCUGGAUGAGGGUCUGAUAGCCCAUGCCUCGGGAGAUGCCAUGCGCACCUUUGUGUACGGCUUCUAUUUCUACAGGAUAGUGGCAGAGAAGGAUGGUGAGAGGGCCCCCUCCACCCAGCUUCCCCCCACAGGUGCCGGCGUCUGGUCGACGGCGGUGCUUGAGGACUUCGCUCUGUUCCAGAGGAAGUGGUUUGAGGUGGCCUUCGUUCUGGAGGAGCGUCGGCCCUGCGACCUGCCCGCCUUCUUGUUGCCAUGGCUACCCAGCCGGCCGGCCUCGUAUGCAAGUAGGCACAGUUCUUUCAGCCGCAGCUUCGGAGGACGCAGCCAGGCCGCCGCACUGCUAGCAGCUGCCACGGUGCCGGAGCAGAAGACGGUCACCUUGGACGUCGACGUCAACAAUCGCAGCGAUCGCACCGAGUGGUGCAGCUGCUAUUACCAUGGCAACUUCUCCCUGAACGCUGCCUUCGAGAUCAAGCUGCACUGGAUGGCCGUCACGGCGGCAGUCCUCUUCGAGAUGGUGCAGGGUUGGCAUAGGAAGGCAGCGUCGUGUGGGUUCCUGCUGGUGCCCGUGCUGGAGGUGCCCUUCGCUCUGCCCUCCUACCUGUACGGAGACCCGCUCCGUGCCCAGCUCUUCAUCCCCCUCAACAUCCAGUGCCUGCUCAGAGAGGGAUCCGACAACCUGUUUGAAGGAUUUGAGCCAGAGACAUACUGGGACCGUAUGCAGCUUUUCCAGGAAGCCAUUCUCUACAGGUUUGGGUUCGUCCAGGAUAAAUUCUCAGCCUCAGCCUUCAACUUUCCAUCGGAGAACAAGCCCCAGUACAUCCACGUCACAGGCACUGUGUUCCUCCAGUUGCCCUACUCUAAGCGCAAGUACCCCAGCGGGCAGCAGCGGCGCCGGCGCAACUCCACCACCUCGGCCACGCAGAGCCUGUUUGGGGCGGACGAGCACGUGGGCUACUACUGGGCCUACAACACCAUGCUGACCAAGGCCUGGCGCACGGGCCUGCUCGGCGACGAGAGGCUGGGCGAGAGGCUGCUCCGCGACUUCACCGACUUCUGCGCCAACAAGGACAACCGGCUGGCGGCCUUCUGGGAGAGUUGCCUGGAGAAGAUGAACUCUAGUGCCCCAUGAUGAUGAUGGGACUGAAGGAAGAGAUGGACGGAUGGACGGAUGGACGGAUGGAUGGAUGGAUGGAUGGAUGGAUGGAUGGACGGACGGACGGACGGACGGACGGAUGGAUGGAUGGAUGGAUGGAUGGAGGGAUGGAUGGAUGGAUGGAUGAAUGUGAAAGUCAUGGAACUGCUCUCCUGGUCUCCUAUGUCAUUAAUGAACAGAGGACUUAAGUGGAUAGACAGCUGCCAAAUACUGAAAAUGUGUGUGUGUGUGUGUGUGUGUGUGUGUGUGUGUGUGUCUGUGUGUCUGUCUGUGUGUCUGUCUGUCUGUACACUAUAUCAGUAUUACUGUGAUAAAUACGCAGAAAGACUGUGUGUGCGUGUGUGCGUGCGUGUGUGUGUUUGUUUGUUUGUUUGUUUGUGUGCAUGUUGUUUUUGUUUUGUGCCUAAGACUAAAGACUGCCUGCUGAUGACGUUGGGAUGUAACUGCCUUCAGGUCCUGCUGCUAAUUUUCCUUUAUGGUGUGACAAAUUAAUGGAAGCCUUUAAAAAUAACAGUAAAGACCAAUUAAUUUAC